GGGGAGUGGUUUCUCCGCGCUGGCAGUGGCGGGGCCGGUCUGCGGGCGGGGAGGUGCCGCGGCGGCGGUGCCAGCGCCCGGCCCGGGAGGAUGCGGACGCGCUGACGGAGCUGCCGGCUCCCUUCUGCCGCCGUGCAUGGGCGGCGGGCGGCUGCCGCCUCGCCUCGCCUCGCCUGCCCCGCCGCAUGACAGAGGUGAUGAACACACGGGAACCGGUUAUGGAGGAAUUUGCUCUCAGCCAGACUCCUGAGGAAGAAGGAGGCCCUUCAAGUCAGGCCUUCCCAGACUCACGUGAGAAGUACCCCAAGCUGUCCAAAAGACUGCCAUCGAUUGUAGUGGAGCCGACUGAGUCCGGGGAUGUGGAGAGUGGGGAGCUGCGCUGGCCUCCUGAUGACCUGAAAUCAGCAGAGGACAAGGGUCUUCACGGUGACCAAAGAGUCUGUGUCCAGCAGCAGCAGCAGCAGCAGAUGGAUCUGGAAGAUACUUCAGCACACCCAGCUAAAGAAGUGGAAGGCAGUACAGAUACUGUGGAAGGCAGAACUGAAGAGGAUGAGUAGAAACUCUGCGGGCUCAGAAGUGAAACUUCAAGUUGUGAAUGUUGUUGGAAAGCCGACACACUUUGAAGACAUGUCAAAGUAACCUGUAUUUAAAUCUGCAAGGGUUUUAUUUAGUUAGUACCUGGUAAGAAGCAUCUGGGCUUUAGAACUGUUCUUUUAAACAUCUUGAUUUUUAGGCUGGGAUUCAUGUAAUUUGUUUAUUUUUUCCUUGGGAAACAGUGGGGCGUGUUAGGAAAUACGAGAUUAUCAAGGGAAAAAUGCUCCUAAUUUCAAUUAGCACAUUUCAUUGGUUUUACCUUUUUCAAGCAAGGCUGCUUUCAGGUAUCAACAGCAGGACAAAGGGGUUAGAUUUCUACAGGAGGGAUGUCUUAAACCUAAAACCUUUCUUGAUUUUAGCCAUUGAAAACUAGCACUGUGAUAUUAUGGACAAUAGAUGUAAUAUAAUGUCACCAUUUGGUUUUGUAACUUUUGUAUAGAGAUGCAAGUGUAAGAUUUGCCUCCAGGCUGCCUUUCCAGGGGAGCCCAGAGCAGAUCUCUCCCUUUGGCUAACCUGUGCAAAUUUGGAUGAACCAGCCUUUUAUUAGCCGCCUUUUCAGAAGCGCUUUCUUGCUGUACAUUGAUGAAGCAGAUAGCUAGUCGCUGGUGCUUGUGGAGUGAGGCUGUCUGUGGUAGGCUUGAUCAGGUGGAUUGUGCUGUUCGUGUGCAUUUCAGGACCAGGUCCACCUGUGGCGUGGAGUGAGCUCCCCUCCCUUGAAGCCAACAAGGUGGCUCCCGCUUCCACCAGGGUUGGAUUGGUCCCACCUUAUUAAUAGAACUUGUUGUGACAAUUCUCCUUUUGGUAUGUUUUGUGUAUACCAUAGGUGCAGAGCCCCAGCUGUUUCUCUUUUCACCCAAGCCUGGCGGUGGUUGGGGGUGGGUGACAAGAGCUCAGUAACACAGCCCAAACCUACCCUCCAUUGUGCAUGACACCAGGUCCCACUCAAGCCACCCGCAGUAGGAGAGGGGUGGAGAAGGGCUGAGGUGGUGGGACACACACCACCUCCCUCCUGCACAAGCGGUGCUGCCAAGGAGAGUGCAUGUGCCAGGGUCUGCCGUCACCCGUGGCAUGGCUCACUUGGCUGUUUAGAUGCACAGCCACCAUGGAGACCAGAGCUCACGGUGGGACAAGCUGUCUCUGGACACUUCUGGUCUCCAGUGGAUUUUCCUUGGGCAUUUGGGCGUCAUUUUGACAGGGGUGAACUCUUUCCUGCAUGGUGACCUCCCAGAGACUCACUCCCACCAGGAGGAACACUGGUCUCAGCCCAAAACACUACUCUUUAGACAGUGUUAGUGGAGACAGACAAUGUGUGUACUCAGAAGGGUUUAAUGCAUGUACUCAGAAGGGUUUGAGUGUCUCAGUGACAAGUGUCCCAUAAGCUAAGAAGUUGGCUUUCUCCAUCUCUGCAGGGCUGGCUAGGGGUCUGUACUUCCAGUUAAUGUUGCAGCUGGAAGAAGCCUCUAGCUGUAGGUGGAAUGAAAUAACAGGAUUUCUUCUACCAUUAACUCCUAAGUUGACUUCAAAGUGCUUUCUUUUCUCUAGUAUUAAUUUUCUCUAAUGGAAACUUUUAAUUGUGUGAUGGUGGAUAAAAUUUACUGGCCAGAUGUAUUAAUAAGAUAAGUUUAUACCUUCUUAGCAACCAAAUUUAAUAUAUUUACUUACAAAGAAUUCUGUGCAAUGAAUGUUUAAUACAAAGGAAAGAGACUAUUUUACUUCAAAGCAACAUUAAUUUAUGUACAAAACUAUAGCUCAUUAUUUGGGGUGUUUGGGAUCUUGGACCCUUUUUAUAAGCAGUGUAGUAUAGUAUAAUGUGAUACUUAAGUUAAAUUUUGCUCUCAUAACCUAUAUCACAAUCUGUUUUGCCUUCUUGAUGUAGACUUUCUUACCUACACUAUCACAGAGUUAUUCUGUUGGAUGAGUGGGGCUCUGGUGAGAGCACUGAAUUCCACCAGAGUAACUGACAGGUUCGAGAACACCUCUUAAAUUUGGUUGCUCUUCCUGUCACCUCCUUCCCUGGGGACAGUUUCCUCGUAAAGAAUCAAGUACAAGCUCGAGCUACAUGUUUGGGUGGCACAUGAGCAGUGAGAGGAGGUCCUUGUCUGGGACCAGUCUGCAGCUGGUUGCGGCAGGAGAGCUGCACUGGUGAGGUGGCCAGGCAGAUGCGAGGUGCUCUUUAAAUGCUGCUGUUUUAUUGUCCGUCAAGAGGUUUUACAAAACUCUAGGGGAAAAACAACAGUGGUGACGACAUAUUUUUAGCUAUGUGAUUUCCUUUCAAUCUGCAUCUGCCCAGCUCCAUGAGGAAUGACGUUAGACGUAUCACUUAAUUUGCUUUUCACUUUGUAAAAGGAAAAACAGUUGCUUGAACACUUCCCCCAAUUUUAUGUGCUCUCUAUCUGCUUUCAGACGCUCCCUCCCUUCCUGCUCUGGAUGGCCCUUAUCCUAUUUCCACCUGAGGUCAAUGGCACUUCCCUAAAUAAGUUUUCCAAAGAAACAACAAAAUUCUACAUACACCAUGAAAAAACUCCACACAGCACUACUUUUUUUACCCUGCUACGUAAAGCUACAGCCCAUACAGAAAUCUCAGAUUUCCUCCUCCCAGCUUAAUUACUCCUCUCUUUCCUUUUCCCUCUUUUUCACUGCUCCCUUGAAAUAUUUUAUCUGAAGCAAACGGAUGCUUCAAACUAAAGCUUUCUCCUAAAGCUGUGUGGCCUCAGUUUAACAACCACACAAAGCCAAACUCCUCCUCCCAUUUUUAUUGUUCUGAACAUCAGCCAGAGGCCCUAAACUAGGAGAGCAAGAUAUAGAGAGAAAUUGUUUUAUACAAAUAAGCCCUAUUUAUUCUACUUGCAGGUCUAUGAAUGUCCACUUACUUUGUCUGUGUGCAAGUGUUGUCUCUAAUAAACUCAAUUAGUUGUUUUGUAUUUUUCUGGAUUAAAAGCUUUGUAGAACCUAAAAAGAGAAAAAAAGACAUUCAGUCAUAUUUUUCUAGUUGAGCUUGUAGAAUAUUUCAUGUAGUGCAGAAAGGAGGUUUUAUGGAGUAAGACAUUGUUGGAUUUUGCUCUAUUUCGGUUCUUUCUAAUUUUGUAAAAUGCCACCUGUACAUAAUACUCAACUAAUGUAUGUCCUGUAGAUGUAUUACACCAUUUAGCCUAUUAAAUGCCUAUAUUGGACCUACUGGAAGAA
Messenger RNA from Pezoporus flaviventris, 3777 nucleotides. It is a transcript of the gene LBHD2, whose product is annotated as LBH domain containing 2. The transcript is spliced from 4 exons. The record is from RefSeq and is a predicted model, not a curated record. Bases 186 to 557 code for a protein of 123 amino acids. Lineage: Eukaryota; Metazoa; Chordata; Aves; Psittaciformes; Psittacidae.